CAUAUAACAAGAAAUAACUAAUAUGUAUGUUUUACUACAGAGAGUCAGUUCCACGAACAAGGGGAAAAGGGCCUUAUAUAAGUUCAAUCAUCGACUCAGUCGAAGAGGAUACGUUGGUUUGAUGAAAGAUGUAUGCUCAGAAACCGGUGCUUCUGAAGAUUUAGUUGAUAGAAGUGAACUUUGGAAGAGAGCUCGGAGAAUGAAAAAUGGAGGAUACGACCCCGAAACUGCAGACAUUAUUAACAAAAUUGUGAGCAACUUAAACAUUGUCCUUUAUAUUAAUGUGGUGAAAUAUGACUGCUUUCUUUUUUAUGUUACAGGAGAAGCUGAAAAAGGAGGUUGAAGAAAGGUCAUUGAAGUCAGAUGGAAGAAACGACAUACUUGCACAAUCACUGGGAAGGCUUCCUCAAACUGGUCACAUACAAGGUGUUGGCAAAUUUGUUAACGUUACAAAGUACUUUCACAGCGUGAAUGUACCUCGCUACUCAAUUGAAAAUCACUAGAUUGAGCUUUCUGCUUGGAAGAAAUCAAUUGAAAAGUAACUGGAAGAAAUCACAAACAUAUUAAAGGACAAAGCUCCAUAUUCAGAUGUAGAAAGUUCCACCUUCCCACCAUCUCCUUUAUUUCGUGAUGAUGAUUGCAUAGAAAAAGACAAGGACAAUGACAAAGUGGAUGGAGUUGAUGAA
This is a messenger RNA of Tripterygium wilfordii, 686 nucleotides long. RefSeq lists its product as uncharacterized. Lineage: Eukaryota; Viridiplantae; Streptophyta; Magnoliopsida; Celastrales; Celastraceae. The coding region runs from base 23 to 343 and encodes 106 amino acids. The record is from RefSeq and is a predicted model, not a curated record. The transcript has 2 exons.